Messenger RNA from Trichoplusia ni (cabbage looper), 4372 nucleotides. RefSeq lists its product as uncharacterized. Lineage: Eukaryota; Metazoa; Arthropoda; Insecta; Lepidoptera; Noctuidae. Gene Ontology annotation, cellular component: membrane. The transcript has 9 exons. Bases 196 to 1554 code for a protein of 452 amino acids. The record is from RefSeq and is a predicted model, not a curated record.
UCUCACAUUUAUGUAUUCCAAAAGGGAGUAAGUAUUUGAGCCAGACGUGGAAGUUAGGGCGUUUCGUUGCCGCUGAUAAGAAGUUUCGAUGUGGGCGGGGUAUCGAUCGGCGCCGAGCGAGUGCGCGACUCGUGGUCCUGGCAGUAAACAGAAAGCACGCUCUCAUCAGUGCUAUCAGUCGAGCGGCGUCGCGGAAUGCACACGCUGAACGUGUUGUGUCUAGCUGCCGCCGUGGCGUGCGCUGUACCUCGCCCACUCGGCCCGUCAGCUGCGCCGGCAUUGUCGCAGCUGCCACACCGCAUGGGUCGACAACCGAGGCCCUUCCUCAGGGACUACUUGAUGCCGCGGCUGCUGAUGCCCAGCCCAAUAUUCGGGUACGAAGACAGCCCUCGUGUGAUGGCCCCCGCAGAACCAAUAAAUCAUGAUUGGUUAAACAAGGAGAUUGAUCGUAUCAAUCGAAUGGAUGAAGAUGAGGUUGUAAUACCUCUCGAAGAGGAGUUUACGCGUUGGAUGGCUCAAGAUUCUUACGUGGCUCGUCCAUACGGACUAGAGAUGUCGAAUGAUAAGCCAAUCCAGUACACACCGGACUCUGUUGGCCCCACACCUGAAGAGGUCCAGCCUCUUCCGCCGCCGAGGGAGCUCGUCCAGCCGGAGACCAUUCCCGAACCGAAAGUAUUGCCGUCACGCGAGCAGGAGUUGCCGACACCGGAGCCAACUAAAGUUAUCACUGAAAAAGAAAAGAAGAAAACUUUCGCACUGACACCGCUUGACAAGGAGUACUAUGAGCCCGCGGACAAUAUUAUCACGCAACGAUCUGACGGCCAGCACGAGGGUGGUGAGUCGAAAGCUGUUGUACUGCAGCCGCAGCGCCAAAUACGGCAGAACCCCAAUCUAGGUAGGACGAAGAACUUGGUUGCUGAAAACCUCGACCGUUUGAGGGCCGGACUGGCAAAUAAGGACUACCGUAUACCUGUCUCCUUACUGCCAACCAACCUGCGCUGGUUGAGAGUAAAUCACCCUUCUGAUGUGCCGGAGACAAGUACCCAUGAUCCCGAGAGUACGGAUAAGCCGCGCCACAUCCACGUUUUGGAGUCCGCGGCGGACCCCGCCGACUCAAUCUACGGAAUAGCUCUCAUCGCCGCCGUGGGAACUGCGCUCGCUAUGGCCAUCAUCGGAUUUGCAUUUGGCUGGUACACCCUGAGCAAGAAGGCUAAAGCAGCAGCGGACGUCGACUACCCUGCCUACGGAGUCACUGGUCCGACUAUUGACUCGUCUGGCGACAGGAAGCUCGCUCACUCGGCCCAUAUGUACCACUACCAACACCAGAAACAACAAAUCAUUGCUAUGGAAAGGAACGGUUUAGAACACCGUAACGGAUCCGUGUCCGACCCGGAGUCCGAGGAAGAGAACGAAGAAGGCGACUACACCGUGUAUGAGUGCCCCGGAUUCGCAACGACGGGUGAUAUGGAAGUGAAGAACCCUCUGUUCACCGAGCAACCCACCCCGGCUACCCCUGGCAAGUGUGAGCUAGUCAAGCCCCAGCCCAAAGAUUAAAUGGCUGAAGCGCCCGAUACGCACACACACACACAGCAUGGCGAACGAUCUCAUCCUACUGUUCCACUUCUCUUUUUAUCUGUUUAACUUCAAACAUACUGUUAUGUACGCAACAACACACAUGUCACCAACUGCCACAGAGACACAUUUGUAUACAAACUAAUAUUAACACGCUCUUACAUAAGCAUAUAUAAAGUCGCAACAGGAUCUGAAAUCGUUUAAUUAAUUUCCUUGCCUUCACUGAUAAAGUGCAAGAACUAACUUUAUACAUGCAUAUCUGAGAUCGUAGUGCAAAAAGAUUGCUUUUCAAUUUAAUCAAGGUUUUGUCUAGACAGCGUAUGUAGGUACAGUACAGCACAGUAAGAUAAAUCUGAAAGGUUUAAAAUUCGCACACUUACUGACACACAAAAAAUAGCUAUAGUGUUUAAGUGCAAUUCACAAAAACCGUAUUUUACCUAUCAUGAAGCGAAUUUAUUCUUUUCUAUAAAAAUAUACUGUACUCAAUAUUUACAUUAUAAAUACAAGGUAAUAACUAGCGAACUUCUAACGUUGGAAUAUCGAAACCCCUUCGUAAAAUAUCACGUUUUAAAUGUUUUUAAACUAUUGAUUUUAACCAAAUUUUACCUUUAUUCGGCCUAAGUAAGAAAUAAGUUUUUAUCGAUUAUACAAAAUUUUAUCCAAAGUUAUCAACGCGUAGGGUUUUAGGAAAGGACAUUUUGUAAGAGAACCUGUGCACGGUACCGAAUCGAUGCCUACAUAUUGUAUCCCUAAGAAAUUAUUGGAGCUUAGACUUUGUAUAUGCCACGGAAAAUUAAUUGUUUUUAAAUGAAUAUUAAAGCGGUCUAUUUCUCUUGAACGAGGUCAAAUCCUUUGACGACAUUCUCGUCCGGAUGAAGUGCUUACUCGUAGAUUGUGGUAAUGACAGUUGAAUGGAGACAAGUUCGAAGCCGCGCCUAACUAUAACUGAACUUGAUACAGGAAUUGUACUUAACCUAGAGUCAUUAUUAUAAACCCCUGUGCAUUGUAAAUAACGUCAAUUGCUUUAUUUGUCGUCAAAAUUAUUUAACGUCUUCUUUUAGUGAGGCAUAACCCUACUUGUUGUACCUAAUGGUAUUUAUAAUUAUAGAUAAAUCAGUAUUUAGUAGUAUCUAAAUGUCUUUAUUAUAUGGAAAGACAUCGCUGGCGUAUAGGUAUCUAUAUUUUAUUCGAAGGCGCACAUUUGCAAAUACCUAACAAGUUACAUACCUACAUAUCUUCUACAACUUACCUUUGUACUUUUCCUAAAUGUUUAUCACAAUAUGACAUAAGUAUUUACUAAUAAUUAUAUGUUUCAUAUGCAUAUGACGUCAUACAACACGAAAACCUCACCGUAGUACUUGUACACUGUUCUUAAUGUAACAGUUUUUAAUUGUAAGAGAAAAUAUUUAUUGAGAUGUCACUAUUUAAUGUAUGUUAUCUGUAGUAGGAAUGGUUCAGUCUUCUAUUGGUGUCAAAUGGAGAAUAGUCUGGUUUAAACUGAAGGGGUGAUGGUAACUUAGUCGGGGUCCGCGCAAGUGGAAGAUAGCUACUUGUGUAUUUGUAUGACGGGGUAACGAGGAGCUCGGGAUAGCUCGGGGAGUGAAACAAGCCAAUCCGAUGUCUGUCAUGUAGACUCCGACGUAUUUUCCCUGCUCAGUGUUAUUACUAUAUCGAGAUGUACGCUGUAGUUACUUUAUUUGUCGGCUGUCUGUCUGUGUAAUGCUUAAUCUAUAUUCGAUAUUCGACAUCAAUAUAUUUCGUGUUUCGUUAGAGGAAUUGAAGAUGUAGAUAAUCAAAUGAAGUAAAAUUUUACGGUUCGGAGUAUGUGACUUGAAAUAGAUAGGAAAUUAAAUUAGCCCGGAUUAUUGGAAUUAAGAAACUACGUAACUAUCGGACACAUUUAAUUGCAUAUCUUCAGCUUAAAAACUUAUUAUAUUAGUUAUUUUUUGUUAGAAUUUGAGAGAGAUGAUCUAAUUUAUUUUCUUUACGGGAACCUAUAUUUACUAGAUGUACGCAAAAUAUAAUAUCGUAUAUGGUGUUAAAUUAACUGUCGUUGUAUUAACCAACAUAAUAUAACCUAACUCUUGUAGCGUGUCAGAUGUUAUAUAUUUAAUAAAAUAAUUAUUAUAUGUAGCGGGUACGACCUGAACGUAUUAAAUUAUUUUUCGAAUGUUUUAUGUACCAACUUAUCUUUCUGUCAAUUGUAUUUGACUGAAUGUCUCACCGUGCCAUGCGUCUUGUACCUAAAUUAAUUUUAAUGAAAUUAAUUCAAUUAUUUUUUUACCAUUUUCUUUGUUGUUAGCAAGAGCACGUUCCCAAAAAAAUAUUUCUUUAAUAUUUAAAGUUUAUGUUUACUGAUUAGAUUAAUUAGGGCUGAGUAUCCAUAGUACGAACCAAACGGUUUAAGAUUCUACACGUUUCAGUAUUUCGGACUAAGCCAGGUUUUAGCUGAAUUUCAACAGUUUAAUUGCAUGCACAGUUACAAUUUGAGUAAGUAGUGAAGAACUGAUAUAUAUUCCUUGGAAAGGUAUUGUUGUAACUAUAUAAUAUGUUUAUUUUAUUGAAGUACUUAUCAAAUAUCAAUGAACAUGUUCACUCGUUUCAUCUAUUCGUAGUAGCACAAUGUUAACCACUGUUUAACAAUAGAUAUAUAAUUAAAACGUAAGUUAUAUAACAAGAAAUAUAUCAGAAAUUAUAUUGGUGUAUCUAUUUAUGUGUAUUCAAAUUAGUUUCGAGAAUAUAUUUAGUUAUAAAUGGAUUAAUGUGAUAUAUUACAUUACAUUAUAUGUAUACAAUGCAA